UAAAAUACUUUAAUUAACUGUUUUUGUAUGAGCAGUAAAUAGAUUAAACGGAUUACACGACUUCUGAAGAACACUGCCGAAUAUCUACUUGAUUGUAAAUAAUGUCAGAUUAUGUGGAGGUUGCAAUAACCAGCGAUUCCAGUGAUGAAUUAUGGAACUGUUGUGUGUGGGAUGUACGAACGGGAACCCAUUUACUGUCUUAUAAGGGCGGUGGAGCACCUUGCCAUCAUACUUUUAGUGUAAUCAAUCAACAGUAUUUUCUGGCUGGUAACAUGGUGAAACCUAUGCUUCAUGUAUGGCCAAUGAAUCGUCACGAACCUAUUACAACCAGGUUUAUUCUACCAGGACGAGCUACAGCAGCAGCGGUUUCUCCGGAUGGGAAUUAUUGUGUGGUAGCUGUUCAGGAAGUAAUCUACGUAUAUCUUUUGUUAACUGGAGCAAUGAUAGCAACAAUAUCUAGUCACUAUCUGUCGGUCACAACUCUAUGUUUUAACGAUAGUGGUUCUCAUUUUGUAAGUGCUGGUCAAGACGGAAAAGUACUUGUUUGGAGUUUGUCUCAAGUAGUUCGGGUGUUUCAGAGACAGAUAUCACAAGCCGUUUAUUCAUUUUCGGACCAUGCGCUGUCGGUAACUGACUUGUACGUUGGAAAAGGUCGUAUGAAGGCCUUGCUUUGUUCAGUGUCCUUAGAUCGGUCAUGUAAAAUUUAUGAUUUGACUUCUGGUUCUAUGCUUCUAAAUAUUACUUUUCAAGAAUCACUGACAUCAGUAACGAUGAAUGCUUUGGAAUCAAUUGUUUUUGUCGGAACAAAUGAAGGACCUAUAUAUGCUUUUAGCAUUACUCUGCCACCACGAACUAAAGAAUAUCUCGUUAUUAAAAAACAGCAUCAAAAAAACGUUUUCCUUGGGCAUAAGAAACAAGUAACAUGUAUAUCUGUAUCGCGUGACGAAGAACUCCUUUUGUCUGGAGGAGCUGAUGAGCAAGUUAUUGUGUGGCAUAUCAAAAGUCGACAACAGCUACGUGUUAUUCCUCACAAGGGAAUUAUCACAACUGCCCGAUUUUUGUUGACUCCAAAAGCAAUGUUCAAUCAAGAAACUAAAUUAAAUUUAUCUUUCCAACCAUUUCAAAAGACAGUUUACCCGUUAGAAAAGAUCCAUGAUCUUACCGUAGAUCUUAUUGUUCAAGAAAGUACAUUUUCAAAUUUGGAAUGCCGAACAACUAGUUUUAAUAAUCCCGCGCAGAGCACUAGCAAUCUUGAAGAGAUCUCGAAAUUAAAAAAAGAGAUUCAGCAUUUGAAAAUGAUUAAUAAAGAAAUAUAUGAAUUUUGUGUCAAAAGUAUAGUAAGGUAAAAUCAAGUAAAUUACAAAUAAAA
Molecule: messenger RNA, 1369 nt
Organism: Sabethes cyaneus
Lineage: Eukaryota; Metazoa; Arthropoda; Insecta; Diptera; Culicidae
Product: WD repeat-containing protein 18
Exons: 1
Coding region: 102-1346 (414 amino acids)
Biological process (GO): DNA-templated DNA replication; rRNA processing
Cellular component (GO): nuclear pre-replicative complex
Molecular function (GO): protein binding
Source: RefSeq, a predicted model, not a curated record